This is a messenger RNA of Tarenaya hassleriana, 1514 nucleotides long. RefSeq lists its product as uncharacterized. Bases 319 to 1494 code for a protein of 391 amino acids. Lineage: Eukaryota; Viridiplantae; Streptophyta; Magnoliopsida; Brassicales; Cleomaceae. The transcript is spliced from 7 exons. The record is from RefSeq and is a predicted model, not a curated record. Gene Ontology annotation, molecular function: protein binding.
GAGGAUUGCCCCAUCUCCCCUUGUCUCGCUUUUUCGAUUCUCUCAGAUUCCGUUCCCAUUUCCUCGGCGUUCGCCGGCUUAAACCUUCGUCGUUCCGUUUCUAUCUUCGGUUAUUUUAUCGCCGGCUUCUAGAUUCUGAAGUUGAACUCCGCAAUUUCACUUUCUUGGGAAAAUUUCCUCCUCUACGAUUUCUCGAAGUGAUGUUCUAGGUUUUCGAGGAGGUGAUAAUGAUGCUUAUUGUCGUUGUUGAUUACCUUGAGUUGUCAGCGACAAUUUUUCUCCGGUUGAUAUCGUAGGGUCUGUUCCUUCGAAUUUUCAAUGUCAGAAGCUUCUCGGCCGAGUAGGAUCACCAUUACCUUGGGACGUAGCGGUCAGGUAAUAAAGCGAGCAGGAGCAGAAUUAGAUGACGAUGGCAAAUCCUAUGAGCAUCCAAGAGCUGGAACCAAGCGACCUGUAAGAGAGAGAUUAGGAAGUCGAUUAGAUAGUUCUUCUUUGCAUGGAAGCGAUGUCAGCAACAAAAGGCAAAGAGGAGAUGCAAGUUUCGGUGCUGAUGGUUUGCAGAUCGGUAAAGAUGAUCUCCGACUCAAACUGAUGCGAAAAAAUGCCCAGAGACGAGCUCAGAGAGAUGACUGCAGCUCUAUGGAUCUUCGUGCAAAGAUCUCCAGGACUGAGCAGCCUUCACGUAAUUUUGAUACUCGACCUCGUAUGGAUGAGCCCAGGGAUGUUAGUGGGCACAGUCUGUUACCUCCUUCAAGACCUGCAAACAGUUUCUCUCAGAUGGGUUCCACAAGCAAUUCCUUUUCUCCCUGGACCUUGAAUCACAUGCAAGGUAGGUCUCCCCAGAGGUUUGUGGGUACUUCCAGGGACAUGUCACCACCGAGGAAUGGUGGAAGCUUCAUCGGAAGUUCUAGGAGACUAUCACCACCAAGGAAUGGAGGAGGCUUCAUGGGUGGUUCUAGGGCUCUGUCCCCAACACGGAAUGCUGCAAGCUACAUGAAUGCUCCUAGGGUUUUAUCCCCUCCUAGGAAUGCUGGAAACUACAUGGGUUCUUCUCGGGUUUCUUCACCACCUAGGAACAUUAAGGAUUUCGGUGGACGACCCUUGAGCGGGGUAUUUGAUGAUGUAAGAGCAUCACCUUAUACUGUCAAGGGUGUAUUAAAUGCUCAACCACCAGUAAUCAGUGCUCCUUACCCAGCAAGGAUGCAUCUACCUCCUUCAGCUGCCAAGCCUCCACUGCCUGCAUUUUCGGCCCAGAUUCCUCCACCUGGUAGCGCUCUUCAGAAGACUCCCUUCACUGUGGAGGAGCAUCAAACAGUUGAUAGCCUUUUAAAUUCACUUGGGCUUGGAAAAUAUGCAGUUCUCUUUAAGGCUGAGGAAGUGGAUAUGGCGGCACUGAGGCAGAUGGGGGAAAGCGAUCUAAAGGAUCUCACAAUACCUAUGGGUCCUAGGAAGAAGAUACUUGAGGCUUUAGCUUCACGUCCCAAACGGCCAUGAAGCUUCCUUUCAUUCUCAGG